AACUUACAUCUGAGCACAGGAAUCCUUGUCCAGUUCAGUUUUAUUCAGAUAUCAAUACAGGUACGAACAUUUUGCAAGUUUAUAAAAGUUUUUCCCAUUUAAUGUUGUGUUUCUUUUACAAGUAUGCCCGCAUUUUACUCAAAGUACACAGUCAGGUGUAUUUUACUAUAUUAUAUUCUGCUGGGUCUAAGUUUCAAACGUUGUUGCUCGUCAUAUUUCAGUUCUUUGCCGCCUGAAUAUGAACUAAGAUGCUGUAUCACUUACCCUGAGCGAUAAACUCAGCUCAGAAGUCUGAGGGACGAAACACAAAAUCGUUUUUCGGCUAUAAGCAAAAACAAAGACUGACAUGACACAGAUGAGUGGGAAUUAAUACUCGCUGACGGUUCAAGAUGGCCGGCCCACUAAAAAAAUAACAUUUCGGUGAAUUUUCGGUUUUUCUACCAAUCGAAAUCAACUCCGAUCAACUCUGUGUUUGGGGAGAAUACGGUUAGAUUUUAUCACGUACACGAAAGGCUACCGGUCUGUUUUCGAACCUGUAUAAGUCUGGAAGAAUGGCUUAACGAGUUUUAUAUUUACUAUGUGCCGCGCAAUGACAGUGAUCUUUCAGACAAAUUCAGUUAAACUUUGACUAACUCACGUCGAGCAGCUUGCAGCUUUUCACGGUUUUUUUUUAAUUUGUUAGUUUUUGAAUUCCCUGUAAUACAUUUAUUCGCCUUUGAUGUUUUUUGGACUCUGCAUUUGAGGAGAUACGACUUUAUGCACGAGUUCAUUUCGAACUGACUUAAAUGACAUAAACCUACAGGAUCAGCGUAGCAUGAUAAAAUCCCGACAGUACAUUAAGCGUCAUUAAAACCAACCUAUCAACCUUUCUUGCACCAAAGUCGAUUCUUAUAGGUUUGAAAGCCAUAAUCAAGAUUAGAGUGCUCAAUUUUUAAUGACGGCAUAUUUUGUAAAUUGAACAGCCCAGCAAAAGGAACCUCAAAAUAAGUGUUUCCUCUUGUCCUUGCGAGAAGAAAAAUCACUAUGACGAAAUUCAAUAGAAAUGCCCCUGUGGAUUAAAAAAAAUAAUGAUAUACUCACGACUUAAUUGAGUGGGAUAAAUUUUAAUUCAACAGCACGGAAGCAACUACUUCAGGUUUAAUUUCAAAGACGUGCAACCUUUCGUGUAGCUAAAACUCGCCACCAGGUGGCUCUCGGUAUGGAUGGAUUUAGCUGAAACCGAGAACGACCUGGAGACGAGAUUCAUUGACUGAAGUGUACGAGGGACAAAGAUAACCUACAACAGCCUGAAGAAACAGUUGACAUUUUGCGACGCCACCACUGGUUUUUCCACGAAGUGAUGUCUGAGGAACGAGCGCAGAAAUUCCAUAAUCUCACCGUAUCUGGGUUGUGCUUCUGAUUGGUUUAGCCUGCGAGCAAGCUCUUCGGGGUGUUCUGGCGGCGGGGCGCCCCGGAGAGCUUGCUCGCAGGCUAGAUUGGUCCUGCCGCGAGGGAAACUUGCUUCAACCACUCAAAAGCACUACCCAGAUCUGGGUAACAACACAUCAUCAGUAUGGAAUCUUUGCGCUCGUUCCUUACUUGCACGUCAUUUCGCGAGAAACUAGUGGUGGCUACGCAAAAUGUCGGCUGUUUAUCGGUUCUCUUGACAGAACCCGGAAGGUCAGGUAGAUCAAUUUAAACAAUAGAGAGAACUGAACUAUUCUCUUGAUUCAAAAUAUGAACUUUAAAUACAGUUAGCAAAAUGUAACGCUGAUGUUUUACGUUUUUUUUUUUGCCAAUAUUCAGGUUCGUUUAGAGCUUUCGUAUUGGUUGUUCAGUUAAGCAAUUUCUUUUAUAAAGCAGCGUGUUUAACCGAAUACUUCACUUCCCAUUCAGAAUUUGAUGUAAUUUAUUAUGUUUCCAGAUCGCUGUGGUCUGAAAAGUGAAACAUGUUUUACAGCAAGAGAACAUGUUCCGGGACCCUCGACAAGAUGAUAUUUCUAACAAUUUACUGCAGUGCUUUACAUUGAAUGACUGCAGAAGUCACAAGUUACUUGGUGUGUAACAAAGAAAAUGGCGUUUGUAAGAGAUCUAUGUGAAGAUGUGCAAGCACCAUUUGCCGUCUCGGUGAUGACAUCAGUAGUUUCCAUGGUGCUGUGCCUAGUAACAGUCCCUGGUAACAUACUCAUUUGCAUCGCUAUUCUCAAGGACCCUUAUCAUGAAUUAUCUCAUUCUUUCAACUUCUUCAUUCUCCAACUCGCUCUGAGUGACGCUAUUGUGGGAAUUAUAACAGAACCUGCAUUCGUCAUUUGGCAUGUUUUUGAGGCUCUUGACUAUGAAAAUGUCAUGAACACAGUAUGGGUAGUUCAUCUUUCGUAUUUCAUCUCAUGCACAGCGUCACUUCUGAGUCUUUCGGCCCUAACCUUGGACAGGUAUCUUACGGUCGUGUCCAUCAGAAGGAAGCUUUCUUGCCGUUCUGUGGCUUAUAUAUCAGCCCUAAUUUGGAUAUCAUCUUUUUCACUGCCAUGCAUCUACUUCGUCACUGGAUUUUACCUAUCGGCGUUUAUUUUUGCCAACACUGCCGUCAUUGUGACGUUUGUUAUUGUGACGUUCUCAUAUAGCCGCAUGUAUCAUAAACUGAGAGUUCAAAUCUCCAGAUGGCGUUCAUUUAGGCAGGCUCAUUUUGCUUCAAAAGUGAUCAGAAUGGAAAAGAAACUAACAAAAGCCUUCCACUUAAUCAUUUCAUUUUUCGUACUGUGUUUAAUACCAUCAUGUGUAAUGAUUUACCUUUUAAAUUUCUGCGGCAAAGAAUGUGACUGCAACUACGUUCACUGGCUACGGGAUCUUCAGUUUCUUUUAACUUUGGUCAACUGCGCUGUGAACCAGUUCUUGUACGCUUGGAGAAUGCCCUCCUUUCGAAGAGCGAUUGCUGCCAUCUGUUCUAAAUCAGCAGCUGUACAUGAGCGCCGCGGGCGUGAAAUGCAGUCAGUUGCUUAUAGAGUAACGAUUAGCGCCAAUGGUCUCACUACAACAGAAAAGCAGGCAUACGUAACCAACUCAAGACUUGACAAUCUAGACGUUUUAAGUAGGACAAAAGACCAACAGCUAGAAACUAACCUCUACGUAACGUGUGUAUAG
This is a messenger RNA of Porites evermanni, 3117 nucleotides long. NCBI's taxonomy places the organism in Eukaryota, Metazoa, Cnidaria, Anthozoa, Scleractinia, Poritidae. The record is from the annotation of a GenBank genome assembly.